This is a messenger RNA of Danio rerio (zebrafish), 1355 nucleotides long. NCBI's taxonomy places the organism in Eukaryota, Metazoa, Chordata, Actinopteri, Cypriniformes, Danionidae. The record is from RefSeq and is a predicted model, not a curated record.
AAUCCAUACUAAGACAAACUCUGAAUCUUAUGAUGAUAGUCAUAGAUUAUGAUGUUAUUCAUUAGUCACAGUAAAUAGAGUAGGUUGCAAAAUAUAAAAACUUUUAUACAAAAAUAUUUGUACCUAUUUGCCAUUCUUCAUGUUACAGAUGGAUAACCGGACGUUCAGAUACAGCACACUUCUUGUAGAGGGACUACAAAUUACACAGCAGUCCAGCCAGCUGACUUUCAUCUUCCUGUUGACUGUUUAUGUUUUUUCAAUGGUAUCUAACAUCGGGAUUUUGAUUCAGAUCUUAGCAGAAAAAAGUUUACACCAGCCAAUGUACAUUCUUUUCUGUCACCUGCCAAUGAGUGAUAUAAUAGGAGCAACUGUCCUUAUACCACGUUUACUCAAGGAUUUAUUAACAGACCCUUCUGAGCGCUACAUCACAUAUAUCGAGUGUGUUUUACAGGCUUUUUUUACACACUUAUAUGGAACAACAUCCCACACUAUUUUAAUGAUUAUGGCCUUUGACAGAUAUGUGGCGAUAUGCAAUCCACUGAGAUACCCAACAAUAAUGAACAAUAAAAUGAUAGUUAAACUUUCUGCAGGAGCCUGGGGUGCUGCUAUCGUUCUGGUGGGAAUUUUGAUCGGCCUUAGUGUGCGUCUCUCUCACUGCAGAUCUGUGAUUGAAAACCACGUUUGUGACAAUCCUUCACUGUUUAAGCUGUCCUGUGAAAAUACAUUCAUUAAUAAUGUAUAUGGAUUAACAUUUACUGUGGUUUUACUCACAUCCUCUUUGGGGUGGGUGGUAUUGACAUAUCUGAGAAUUGCAAUGGUUUGUAUAAAAAGCAAACAUAAAGCGACAAACAGCAAAGCUAUUAAAACCUGCACCACUCACUUGACAGUCUAUAUUAUCACAAUAAUCUUUGGUUUUGUUCCAAUUUUUCUCCAUCGUUUCUCUGAGUAUACUGAGAGUAGAAAGUUCGGGAAUGUAAUGUUUCAUGUAGUACCGCCAGGAUUAAACCCAAUAAUUUAUGGCUUACAAGCCAAGGAAAUAAAAGAUAAAAUGUUAAAGCUUUGUGUAAAAAAGGUUAAUCCUUCAUGAAAUCCAUUCCAUUAUAAGACAGCAGCCGCUGCAUGUUAUUUGCAAUUAAAUGCAAAUUCUAAUUGUGUAACACUUCAUUUUAUAUUUUAAAUUAGUUUUAAUUGUACUGUCUAGUGUUGUGUGUGUAUAGGGAUUUGUGAAAAAUAAGUUAACACACACGUUUUUAUACAUUUAGAAGACAAAUAUGUGUAACUGUUAGCAUAAUUAAUAAAUAAAUGUGCAGUUGGUGUACUCAAAAUAAAUACUAUUAAUACUAUAAAUAAGUACA